AUCCCAACGGUCGGGCCGUCCCUUCCUGUUCUCUCUUGGUAUGGGGCGAUCCGUUUUCUGCUCCAAGCAGAAAAGGUCCUCGAAGAAGGAUACACAAAGUACAAAGGUGGUUGCUUCAAAGUCGCACAGUUCAAUUGCUGGUUCGUUUUCGUGUCAGACCCUGCUCUGAACGAGGAGCUACGAAAGGCGCCCGAGAAAUAUAUGUCUACGACUGCCGCACUGCACCAGCUCCUGCAGGGCUUGUACACCCUGGGCAUCGAUUUGAACGAGAUGAAUAAACACAUCGAACUUGUUCGAGAGCAGCUCCUGCGUCACGUUAACCCUUCGCCUUCUAUGCUUUACGACGAGAUGAUUGCCGCGUUCCAAGAUAUUAUCCCUCAGGGCAACACCUGGGCACCAGCCACCGCUCUCGAUGUGUCGUUCAAGCUUUUCUUUCGCGUCAGCCAUCGUGCCUUCGUCGGCGCACCUCUCUGUAUCAACCCGGAAUACAACGAGUUGAACAUUGAGUUCACAAACAACGUCUUCAAGGCCGCACUCUUGUAUAAUUCACUGCCAGAGGGCAUCCGACCGUUCAUCGCUCGGAGGCUUGACCUCGUUGGCCCCAGCGUCGAGCGCGGCAUGCGCUUCAUCAGACCACACUUCGAGCAGCGCCUGAAGGAGAUGGAGGCUGCGGGUAAGGACUGGGUAGGUAAGGAGGAUGACCUGCUCUCGCUCCUGAUGGCAUCGACGCAAGGCGAGGCGCGCAGCGUGCGGAACCUCACGCGUAUCAUACUCAUCAUGAAUGUUGCGGCCGUACAUACGACUUCGCAGAGCUUUACACAUUUGUUGUAUCUGAUCGCAGCGAACCCCGCUUGGGCGGCCACGCUCCGUGAGGAGAUCGAGCAGGUCAUCGAACAGUAUGGCUACGACAAAGAGUCACUCGAUCGCAUGCGCAGGCUCGACAGCUUCAUUCAGGAGUCCCUCCGCUUCAACGGUCUUGGU
Molecule: messenger RNA, 981 nt
Organism: Phanerochaete carnosa HHB-10118-sp
Lineage: Eukaryota; Fungi; Basidiomycota; Agaricomycetes; Polyporales; Phanerochaetaceae
Exons: 6
Molecular function (GO): monooxygenase activity; iron ion binding; heme binding
Source: RefSeq, a predicted model, not a curated record